This is a messenger RNA of Tachyglossus aculeatus (Australian echidna), 1862 nucleotides long. It is a transcript of the gene LIPC, whose product is annotated as lipase C, hepatic type. The record is from RefSeq and is a predicted model, not a curated record. Gene Ontology annotation, molecular function: apolipoprotein binding; triacylglycerol lipase activity. The transcript has 9 exons. NCBI's taxonomy places the organism in Eukaryota, Metazoa, Chordata, Mammalia, Monotremata, Tachyglossidae. Gene Ontology annotation, biological process: lipid metabolic process. The coding region runs from base 196 to 1695 and encodes 499 amino acids.
CCCAGAGUCUCGACGUGUCCCGAUGGCUUGCGGGCCGCCAGGCCGGAGGGGAAAGUGAGGGAAGCGCAGACAGGAGGCUUGGAAAUUAAUGAUUGACAGCCCACUCAAAUCCUCCGGCCCGAGCACCCCAGACCCACCAGCCACUCCAGAAGCCUGUCGGGGCGGCCUCAGACACUGGACAAGACGCCUCCAGACAUGGAAAGAUCCCACGGGGUCAUCCUUUGCUUCUUACUCUGUCUUCUACUUGAAGCCAGCCUCUGGGGACUUGCAUUAGCAGGCCCCAAGGAGGCACAGAUACGGACAGGACCGACGCAGAUCAGACCGGACCGGACCCAGACCCGAUUCCUGCUGUUCACGGCCUCCGGGGAUGUCCGCUGCCACCUCCAGCUGGGCCACGCUGGCUCUCUGGAUCAGUGCGGCUUCAACGCCUCGCUGCCCCUGGUCAUCAUCGUACACGGCUGGUCGGUGGACGGCCUGCUGGAGAACUGGAUCUGGAAGAUGGCGGACGCGUUCAAGUCGCAGACCACCGGGCCGGUCAACGUGGUGGUGGCCGACUGGCUCAGCCUGGCCCACCAGCACUACGCCAUCGCCGUCCGCAACACGCGCCACGUGGGCCAAGACAUCGCCCGCUUCCUCGAGUGGCUGGAGGACGCCGUGCACUUACCCCGGAGCCGCGUCCACCUGAUCGGGUACAGCCUGGGGGCUCACGUGUCCGGCUUCGCGGGCAGCUCCAUCCGCGGCCCUGCCAAGAUCGGGAGGAUCACAGGUCUGGAUGCCGCCGGCCCCAUGUUUGAAGGCACCUCGCCCGCCGACCGCCUGUCUCCCGACGACGCCACCCUGGUGGAUGCCAUUCACACCUUCACGAUGGAGCACAUGGGGCUGAGCGUGGGCAUCAACCAGCCGGUGGCCCACUACGACUUCUAUCCCAACGGGGGCACCUUCCAGCCCGGCUGCCACUUCCUGCACAUGUACCGCUACAUCGCCAAGCACGGCAUCAACGGGAUCGCUGAGAACGUGAAAUGUGCCCACGAGCGGUCGGUCCACCUGUUCAUCGACUCACUGCUGCCCAACGCCCUGCAGAGCACGGCCUACAGCUGCAGCAACAUCCACACCUUCAAACGCGGCCUCUGUCUCAGCUGCGACAAGGGCCGCUGCAACAUCCUGGGCUACCACAUCCGCCCGGAGCUUCCCCGGCCCCAUCAGAACAACCCCAAGAGGUUCUUCCUGCUCACCAGGGCCCACGCCCCUUUCAAAGUCUACCAUUACCAGGUGAAGAUCCAGUUCAUCAAUGAAAUGGGGAAUCGAGUGGAACCCAUUUUCGCCCUGACCCUGAUAGGGACCAAGGGGGUCGCUCCCGAGCUAUCCAUCACCCCGGCGGAGGGGAUCAGCGGGAACAAGACGUGCUCCUUCCUGGUCCCGCUGCAGUGGGACGUGGGCGAGCUGACCACUCUGCAGUUGCGGUGGGAAGACCCGGUCCCGUGGGCCGGCAUCUGGGACGCAGUGCAGGCACUCGUCUCCUGGGCCCCUGGGUCCCCGCAUCCGCUGCUGACCGCCAAGACCAUCCGCAUCAAGGCUGGGGAGACCCAGCAGAAGAUGAUCUUCUGCCCGCAAAACCCGGAUGAUCCACAGCUGCGCCCGGCCCAGGAGAAAACCUACAUCAGGUGUGAGGCCAGAGCCAAACGCACCAGUCUAUGAUCGUGACUGAGAGAAAACGAGAGAGAGAGAGAGAGCGAGAGAAAGCGAGACAGAGAUCCAUCGUGGGGAGCUCCCAGACGCCUCAGCAGUCCCCACUCCAGAAAACAAUCCCCCUGCUCCUCUGUGAGCCUGGCAGAGUGUGUGAAUUAAAGUCUCGAUUCUGUCAA